CACCCACACACACACACACACACUCCCAGAGCUCAGUCAGCCUCACAGGAGGGCAGUGUGGAGUGUCGGAGACUAUAAGUUACACACACACACCCAUAGCCUAAUUCUUACUCUCAUGCAGAGCAGAAUGGAGGUCUGGCUUCUCUGUCUCCUCUCUCAAGUAUUCUUGAGUCUCACAACAGUAGUAGGAGCGCAGUCAACAGUAUAUAACCUGCUGACGUCACCGGACUGCCUGCCAGACCUGCUGCAUGGGGGUCUUCAGGACCAGGGGGUCAAGGAGCUCUUCAUACUCACCACCUUCCAGCUCCAGCCCAAGGGUGGAACCACCGUCUUCAGCCUCUAUAACCCCCAAGACAACAGCAAGUACAUGGAGUUCACUGUACUUGGCAAGAUGAAUAAAGCAUCACUACGGUAUCUCCGCAGCGAUGGCAGAAUGGGCACCGUGACCUUUAAUAACCUGCGUCUGGCUGACGACAUGCGCCAUCAGCUUCUCUUCCACCUGAAGGGGCUGCCAGCUCCUGGCGGACCUGACCAGGGCAUACCUGGCGUGGACUUGCAUGUGGACUGCAAGCUGGUGGAAACCAUCACAGAUCUGCCGCUGGUGUUUACAGGACUGGCUCCCCACCGCGGCGUGCAGCUCAAGACUAUGCAGCCCAAAGCACAGCAGGAGUCGCUGGAGGAGCUGAAGCUAGCAUUUGGAGACUCUCUGGUGAAUGUGCAGUCGCUGCAGGAUUGCCACUCGCACCAGAUGGACUCCAUCCAGACCCUAGGAGUCAGCACGAAGCAGCUAACAGGCCAGAUGGUGGAGCUUACCAAAGUAAUAAAUGAGCUGAAAGACAUCCUUAUUCAACAGGUCAAGGAGACAUCCUUUUUAAGAAACACAAUCUCCGAGUGUCAAGCCUGUGGCUUGGGUGGCACUGACUUUGACAAGCAGCGAUGUGCCCCGGGAGUAUGUUUCCGUGACAACACGUGUGUGGAGACAGACAACGGGGUGGAGUGCGGGCCGUGUCCGGACGGAUACACGGGCGACGGUUUCAGCUGUGACGAUGUGGAUGAGUGCCAGUUUAACCCCUGCUACCCUGGAGUGAAGUGUGUGAACAUGGCCCCAGGUUACCGCUGUGAGGUCUGUCCUCUGGGCUUUACUGGCCAAUCAGUGGAGGGAGUGGGUGCGGUUUUCGCACAGACUCAUAAGCAGGUCUGCGACGAUGUGGAUGAGUGCAAAGGACCAGAUAACGGAGGCUGUGCGGCGAACUCACAGUGCGUCAACACUAUGGGAUCAUACCAGUGUGGAGGAUGUAAGCCGGGCUUUGUGGGGGAUCAGAAGAAGGGCUGUCGGCCGGAGCGAAGCUGUGGUAAUCGCCUGCAGAACCCCUGCCAUGAGCACGCUUUCUGUGAGGAGGAAAGAGAUGGAACCAUCACCUGCACGUGUGGUAUUGGCUGGGCAGGCAAUGGCUACCUGUGUGGAAAGGACACUGACAUUGAUGGCUAUCCAGAUGAGAAGCUACGCUGUAAAGACGCAAACUGUAAAAAGGACAACUGCAUGUAUGUUCCGAACUCUGGUCAAGAGGACGCAGACAUGGAUGGCCUUGGAGACACCUGUGAUGAAGAUGCUGACGGAGAUGGGAUACUAAAUGAGCAGGAUAACUGCUGGUUGAGGCCAAAUGUGAACCAGUUGAACAGUGAUAGGGACAGCCAUGGCGAUGCCUGUGAUAACUGUCUACACGUGGAGAACCCUGACCAACGAGACACGGACUCAGACGGCCUGGGAGACGCAUGUGACGAUGACAUGGAUGGAGAUGGGCUGAAGAACUUUCUGGAUAACUGCCAGCGGGUAAAGAACGUGGAUCAGCGUGACAAAGAUGCUGACGGAGUGGGAGAUGCGUGCGACAGCUGUCCUGAUAUACCCAACCCCAACCAGUCAGACAUUGACAAUGAUCUUGUUGGUGAUUCAUGUGACACAAAUCAAGACAGUGAUGGAGAUGGUCACCAAGACAACAAUGACAACUGUCCAUUAGUGAUGAACAGCUCUCAGCUGGACACAGACAAAGAUGGCCUUGGAGAUGAGUGUGACGAUGAUGACGACAAUGACAAUAUUCCUGACGUCCUGUCACCUGGUCCAGACAACUGCAGGCUGGUGCCAAAUCCAGACCAGACGGAUGACAACAAUGAUGGCGUGGGCGAUGUCUGUGAGUCUGAUUUUGACCAGGAUAAAGUGAUUGACAGGAUUGACAAUUGCCCGGAGAAUGCCGAGAUCACACUGACAGACUUCAGAGCCUAUCAGACUGUAGUUCUGGACCCAGAGGGAGACGCCCAGAUUGACCCCAACUGGGUGGUUCUCAAUCAGGGUAUGGAGAUUGUGCAGACCAUGAACAGUGAUCCUGGCCUGGCCGUGGGUUACACUGCAUUUAGUGGCGUGGAUUUCGAAGGAACCUUCCAUGUCAACACAGUGACUGAUGACGACUACGCUGGCUUCAUCUUCGGGUACCAGGACUCCUCCAGCUUCUACGUGGUGAUGUGGAAACAGACUGAGCAGACGUACUGGCAGGCCACACCCUUCAGAGCAGUCGCUGAACCUGGAAUCCAGCUGAAGGCAGUGAAGUCUAAGUCGGGCCCUGGAGAGCACCUGAGGAACUCUCUGUGGCACACAGGAGACACCAACGACCAGGUCCGUCUUCUUUGGAAAGACCCACGCAACGUCGGCUGGAAGGACAAGAUCUCCUACCGCUGGUAUCUCCAGCACAGACCACAAGUGGGCUACAUCCGUGUGCGUUUCUAUGAGGGCACUGAGCUGGUGGCAGACUCAGGUGUCAUGAUUGACACCACCAUGCGAGGAGGCCGUCUGGGCGUCUUCUGCUUCUCACAGGAGAACAUCAUCUGGUCCAACCUCAGAUACCGCUGCAAUGACACCAUCCCAGAUGACUUCCAAGCAUUCAGCGCUCAGCACAUGCCCCUCUAAGAUCCAGGAGUGUAUCUGGGUCCAGUCUGUGUCUGUCUUUAUGUGUGUGUGUGUGUGUAUGUGUAUGUUUGUGUCUGUACGUGUGUGUAGAAAAAGAGGAAGAGAGUGAGAGAGAUAGAGUGUGUGUGUGUGUGUGUGUGUGUGUGUG
Alosa alosa (allis shad) is the source of this 3104-nucleotide messenger RNA. RefSeq names its product thrombospondin 4b (gene thbs4b). NCBI's taxonomy places the organism in Eukaryota, Metazoa, Chordata, Actinopteri, Clupeiformes, Clupeidae. Gene Ontology annotation, molecular function: calcium ion binding. Gene Ontology annotation, biological process: cell adhesion. The record is from RefSeq and is a predicted model, not a curated record. The coding region runs from base 116 to 2956 and encodes 946 amino acids. Gene Ontology annotation, cellular component: extracellular region. The transcript is spliced from 22 exons.